CGCCGUGCCCGCGCACCGGCGACCCGCCCGUCAUCCAUGUUGUCUAUGUGAUCAAGCUGUCACCUACCUGUCCGGUUUAUUAAACUACACAUUACUCACGGAAUUACACCAUUCUGCCAUUACUAAAAGGCUGCAUAACGCCAGGGAGACCUUGUCGGGAGUAUUUAGAUUUUUUUACUGCGGACAGAAAAGAAGAUAAAGUUGAUGAGUGUUGAGGAAGAGGGCCACGUCCCAACUCUACAGCUACGCAGAGACCCCAGGGCCACGUCCCAACUCUACAGCUACGCAGAGACCCCAGGGCCACGUCCCAACUCUACAGCUACGCAGAGACCCCAGGGCCACGUCACAAUUCUACAGCUACGCAGAGACCCCAGGGCUACGUCCCAACUCUACUGCUACAGAACACCAUUAUGACUGCGAGCCGGCCAGCUGAGUAGAGGAACGGGAGCCGCCCCCUCUGCCACCUGCAGCCAUGAAUGGUGACCUCCGUGUGUGGGCUAUCUCUCCAGAAGAGAGGAACAAACAUGAUAAACAGUUUGACACCCUCUCUCCCACCAUGGGCUACGUCUCAGGGGAGCGGGCCAGGAAGUUCUUCUUGCAGUCGGGUCUUCCCCCCUCGGUUCUUGCAGAGAUAUGGGCGCUGGCUGACAUGGGUAAGGAUGGGAAGAUGGACAGGUUGGAGUUCUCCAUCUCUAUGAAGCUCAUUAAGCUCAAACUGCAGGGCACGCCCCUUCUCUCAACUUUACCAAUCAUCAUGAAGCAACCGCCAGUGCCCGCCCUUAACCCCUCCUCUACGGACGCCAUGUCCGCCUCGCGCUACGGAAUGGGUGCCGAGCCAAACCUUUCUAUGAUGCCCGGAGGCAUCGCCAUGCUCACCCCGAACCUCUCACCCAUGACACCUAUGAGCGGCCUCACCCCCAUGAUCCCAACAGCUACAGGCAUGGCCCCCCUGGUUUCCACGUCAACGAUGCCCAUUCCCUUGCUGCCUUCCCUUGGCAGCCCCGCUUUGCCCAACGGCACUAUGGGUAUUCUACAGCAAUUCCCACCAGGGUACAUGGGGACAGGCAUGUCUCUCUCUGCACCGUAUGUAUCCUCUCCCCUGGGUCUCUCUGCACCGUAUGUAUCCUCUCCCCUGGGUCUCUCUGCACCGUAUGUAUCCUCUCCCCUGGGUCUCUCUGCACCGUAUGUAUCCUCUCCCCUGAGUCUCUCUCCUGGGAUCAACAAAGCUACAUCACUGUUGGACUCAAGCAGCUCCAACUCGUCCUCUACCACCUCCCUGGCAGGUAGUUCUCCUAAGACCGCUCCCUCUGACUGGGCCGUGCCUCACGCCUCGCGUCUUAAAUACAGACAGCAGUUUAACAGCCUGGACAAACACAUGACGGGAUACCUCACAGGUCCGCAAGUUAGGAAUGCCAUGGCAACCACUCUGCUCACUCAUACACAGCUGGCCACCAUCUGGUCCCUGGCUGAUGUAGAUAAGGAUGGGACGCUAAGAGGAGAGGAGUUUAUUCUGGCCAUGCAUCUAGUGGACGUGGCCAAGAGCGGACGACCCUUACCACACACACUACCGACAGAUCUAAUUCCACCAUCAGAGAGGGGUUCUGUGAAUGGAACCAGUUUGUCUCUCUAUGCUGGCAUCACAGAAGAACUGGAGGCUGAGCCACCACAGAAAACCAAAAACAACCUGUCGUUUGAGGAUAAGUUCAAGGCCAACCUGGAGCGAGGGAACGCAGAGUUGGAGAAAAGAAGACAGGCUCUGCAGGAUGCACAGAGGAGAGAGGAAGAGAAACGCCAGCAGAAGGAGAGGGAGGAGCGAGAGAGGAGAGAGAGGGAGGUCAGGGAACAAGAGGAGAGGAGGAGGAAGGAGGAAGAGAGGAGGAUGGAGCGGCAGAGGGAGCUGGAGAGACAGAAAGAGGAGGAGAGGCUGAAGGAGAUGGAGAGAAAAGAGGCGGCGCAGCGUGAGCUGGAGCUCCAGAGGAAGGAGGAGCUGGAGAGGAGGAGGAGAGGAGAGCUGCAGCGCCAGAAGAGUCAGGAACAGGAAGACGUCAGCCAACUAAAGGCCCGGAAGAGGAGUCUGGAGAUGGAGUUGGAGGCUGUGGGUAACAAACACAGACAGAUCUCUGAGCGGCUGCGGGAUGCUCAGAGUAGAAGGAAGGUGCAACGCAGUGAGCUGGAGCUGGCCAACCAGAGACGAGACACAGCCAGACAGGACAUCAACUCCCUGCAGAGACAACUAGAGGAGAACCAGAGGAAUCUGUCCCGGCUGACUCCAGAACAGCAGAGACUCAGUGACAAACUGAAGGACAUGGCCCUCAACAACCUGCCAGUCUCCACCACAUCCACUCUCAAACGCAGCACCAGCGAGAAGGCCGGAGCCUGUCGCGACCUGAAGCAACAGCUCGAUGCUCUGGAGAUGGAGACGGCUGCUAAACUGGCUGACAUGGAUCAUUACCUGAAGGACAUACAGGCACUGAGAGAGAACCAGCGGAAGCAGCAGUCGGCUCUGGAUAAACUACGGAGCAUCAAAGAGGACAAAGGGAGAGAACUGGAGAGACAGAGAGAGCUGGAGGAGGAGGAGAGGAAAAGGAGGGAGGAGAAGGAGGAGGCCAAAAGGCGUAUUAAGCUGCAGGAGAAGCUGAAGAGAGAGGAGGAGGAGAGACAGAGGAGGCUGCAGGAAGAGAGAGAGGCCAAACUGAGAGAGGAGAAGGAGAGACAGAGGAGGCUGCAGGAAGAGAGAGAGGCCAAACUGAGAGAGGAGGAGGAGAAGGAGACACAAGCCCGCCUCUUAGCUGCUAAAGAAAAGGUAGAACGAGAAAGCAGAGAGGAGAGGAGGAGACAGGAGGAAGAUGAGAGGAAAAGGAGGGAGGAGGAGAGAAGACAGGAGGAAGAGGAGAGGAAGAGGAGGGAGGAGAGGGAGGAAGAGGAGAGGAAGAGGAGGGAGGAAGAGGAGCGGAAGAGGUUAGAGGAGGAGGAGAAGAAAAGGCAGGAAGAGGUGGAGAGCAAGAGGUGUGAGGAGGACAAGAAGAGAUUGGAGAGGAGGAGGAGGCAGCAGGAGGAAGAAGCGAGGAAGCUGAAGGAAGAAGCGAAGAGGAAGCUGGAGGAGGAGAGGAGGAGCAGAAAGGGGGAGGUGGCGGCGUUGCGGCAGCAGGGGCGUGCAGGGAAGACAGACAUCCACGACAAACUGUCAGCCCUUCUUGGAGGUCUAGAGGAGAGGAAAGGUGGUCUGAAACCCCAGGCCACAGAGCACAGGAAGUCUGCGAUGCUCACUUCCUUCCGGGCGCUCUACCCUUUCACCGCUCGCAACCUGGAAGAACUCAGCUUUGAAGCCGAUGAGGUCAUCGAGGUGGAUGAGAGUACGGAGCGAGAGCAGGGUUGGCUGUACGGGAGUCGUCAGGCGAAGAUGGGCUGGUUCCCAGAGAGUUAUGUAGAGAGACAGUUCAAAUCAGAGAGACCUGCUACUGUUACUACAACUACCACUGCUGGUGCUACUACUGCUGUUUAUGCUGCUAAACAGGCCCUCAGACCACAGCUCUCCACCCCCAUCAACACAGGGAAACCCGGGGGAGAUGCUUCUAUGUCAACAGGACAGAACUCCGCCUUCACGCCUACACACGCCCCUCACCCCACCCCCUCGGAGCAGCUGGUGGGUAACCUGCAGGCCCAGGCUCUGUGUUCGUGGACAGCGAAGACCGAGAGCCAUCUGAACUUCAGUAAGGACGAUGUGAUCCGGGUGCUGGAGCAGCAGGACAGCUGGUGGCUGGGGGAGCUCAACGGGGUUCAGGGCUGGUUCCCCAAAACAUACGUCACACUCCUGGGAGACGAUGACAACACCACUGCCCUGACGUAUUCUCCCCCAGAUGAAGUGGAGGCCUCAGAUCCUGCUCCACUGGAAGAGUACAUGGCGCUGUACACCUAUGAGAGCCCAGAGCAUGGCGACCUGACGUUUAGAGAGGGUGAUGUGAUCCUGGUGACCCAGAGAGAGGGAGAGUGGUGGAGCGGAGGCAUCGGAGACCGCACUGGAGUGUUCCCUUCUAACUACGUCAAACCCAAAGAGACCGAUACAUCCAGCAGCCCAGGGAAGCCUGGGAAGAAGCCAGAGAUAGCCCAGGUGAGCACUGCCUUCACGGCCACAGGAACAGAGCAGCUCAGCCUUGUACCAGGACAGCGCAUCCUCAUCCUCAGCAAGGAUUCCUCCGGCUGGUUGCUCGGACAACUGCAGGCGCGAGGAAAGAAGCGUCAGAAGGGUUGGUUUCCGGCCUCACAUGUCAAAAUGCUGGGAUCUAACAGCGGCAGGUCCACACCAGCACCUCUACCAGUGUGUCAGGUCAUUGCCGUGUACGACUACAAAGCAGCCAACGAGGAUGAGAUGAGCUUCUCCAAAGGUCAGAUGAUCAGUGUGUUCGACAAGAACGACCCCGAUUGGUGGAAAGGAGAGAUCAAUGGGAUCACCGGUCUGUUCCCAACCAAUUACGUCAAGAUGACCACCGUUGACUCCGAUCCCAGCCAGCAAUGGUGUGCUGACCUAAACAGUCUGGAGUCUAUGAGUCCCGAGGAGAGGAAGAGACAGGGUUACAUCCACGAGCUCCUCCAGACAGAGGAGAGAUAUGUAGAGGACUUACAGAUAGUCAUGGAGGUAGCUAAACACACACACACACACACACACACACACACACGUGUUGAUGUACUCUACUGUACUCUGUGUGUUCAGGUGUUCCAUAAGCCCAUGUCUGAGUCUGGCCGUCUGACGGAAGCAGAGAUGGUCAUGAUCUUUGUCAACUGGAAGGAGCUCAUCGCCUGCAACACCAAACUGCUGAAGGCCCUGCAGGUACGUAAGAAGACGGGGGGCGUCAACAUGCCUGUCCAGGUUAUAGGGGACAUCUUGGCGUCAGAGCUGCCUCACCUCCAGCCUUACAUCCAGUUCUGCUCCUGUCAACUCAACGGAGCGACCCUGCUACAGAGUAGGACUGAAAACCAACAGGACUUUAAAGACUUCCUCAAGAAAAUCGCCACGGACUACCGCUGUAAAGGCAUGCCCUUAUCCAGCUUCCUGUUGAAGCCCAUGCAGAGGAUCACACGCUACCCUCUACACAUCAAGAACAUCCUGGAGAGUACCAAGGAGGAGCAUGCAGACUGCGGGCCCCUGAGAGAGGCUCUGGAGCGGGCUGAGGAGCUGUGUACUCAGGUCAACGAGGGGGUCAGGGAGAAGGAGAACUGUGACAGGCUGGAGUGGAUACAGUCACACGUACAGUGUGAGGGAGUCACAGAGAACCUGGUGUUUAACUCUCUGACUAACUGCCUGGGGCCUCGUAAGCUGCUCCACAGUGGGAAGGUGUAUAAGAUGAAGGGCAAUAAGGAGCUGUGGGCUUUCCUUUUUAACGACUUCCUGUUGCUCACCCACGCUGCCAGACAGUUCAGCUCCUCGGGACCGGACAAACUCUUCACCAGCAAGAACAACACACAGCUUAAGAUGUACAAACCGCCGGUGUUCCUCAACGAGAUUCUAGUGAAGCUGCCCGACUCCUCCAGUGAAGAGCCCUUCUUCCACAUCUCCAACAUAGACAGAGUCUACAGCCUCAAAACAGAGAACAUCAACGAGAGGACGGCCUGGGUCCAGAAGAUCAAGGCUGCGUGUGAGGACUUCUUCCAGAUGGACAAGAAGAAGAGAGCAAAGGCCUACCAAGCUCGUUCUCUGAAGGCCAGUGGAAUCGGCUGUCUGUUAGUCACCGUCCUGGGGGCCACUGAACUGAAGUCCAGCAAACCCAACGGUAAGAGUAACCCUUACUGUGAGGUGACCAUGGGAGCUCAGAACUACACCUCCAAGACUCUGAGUGACACAGUCAACCCCAAGUGGAACUUUAACUGUCAGUUCAACAUCAGAGACCUGUACCAGGAAGUGCUCUGCAUCACCAUCUUCCAGAGGGAGCAGUUCUCCCCUGACGACUUCCUGGGUCGUACGGAGGUACCCGUGGCAACCAUAAAGGAGGAGUUGGAGAACAAGGGGCUAGUGACACGCCGUUUGCCACUCCAUGAGGUCCCCACUGGAGAGGUGUGGGUCUGCCUCGACCUGCAGCUCUUCCAAAACAGUGCAUCUAAACAAGGACAUCCUGGCCAACACUGGGCGCCCAAAUAAGGACAUCCUGGCCAACACUGGAUGCCCAAAUAAGGACAUUUGGCCAACACUGGACGCCAAAAUAAGGACAUUUGGCCAACACUGGACACCCAAAUAAGGCCUUCUUGACCUGCAGCCACAUGGGGAGUGACUUGUUAUAUAAUGUAUCUAACUGCUGGUCUUGGGUCAGAUACCUAUUAAUCCUGCUAAUGGUUAAGGUUGGGAUCUGGGGUUGGGCUGGGGCUAACUUUUACCUGGAGCUGCAAUGGUGAUGGGGAACCCUCCCUCCUCGUCUGAGGUCAGACCAUUCUUAGCAAUGAUCUGAGGACAGUUUAGUCUUUUAGGAAAGUUUAAACACACACACUGGUGGUGACCAAGGUUGGGUUAGUGUAAAGCUGAUCCUAGAUCUGUAGUGGUUCUACUUGUAUCAGCACUAACACUGAUGGCCUGCCUAUGCUCUCCUCUGCUACGGACUGGCUCCUCAUUCUGCCAAGUUAUUAUUUUGUGAACUCAACCCAGGCCAAUGUUGGACAAAACUAUUUAUUUAGGAUCGUCGUCUUAACUCUAUAUUUGUUCAAGCUAAGAUGUUGUUUGGGAAGGUAAAUACUAGGUGAAAUGGGGAGGGGGGUUAGGAAAGUGUUUCCUGCCAUGAAGGGCCUCACGUCCAGCGAUAAACUAUCUCAGGACUUGUUUUCCCUGCUGGGCGUUUUAUCUUACUGCAUCAUAACCAGCUGCUUUUCUUUUAUCUCAGUCUGGUGGCACAGAUCUCCUAAUUAACGGCAGUUUUAAAACCAACUCUCUUUCUUUGCAGUAUAAAUGUUCUGUCGACCUUAAGGAGAUCUUGUUCUUUAGUUGUGGUGUAGUUGCCUCAGAAACACUCUAAAAGGAAAACGGGUCUUUAGUUUUACUCCAAUCCUCCUAUUCAUAAAGAGGUUUAGACUAGGACUGCAGGAACAUGUGCGUUUCCGUUUCGCUUUUUAAAUCAUAGUGAAUAAGAUGAUAUGGACAGAGGGGACCUGAUCCUAGAUCAGCACGAGCCUGGUCCCAGGUCUGUUUGUGUUUUUGCCUACUCCAAUGUCAUUGUCAAGUCAGACUUCAUGUUCUGCAUGACGACUCCAUAAGGAGUUGGCCAGAGAGCAGUAACAGACUGGCACCCAGGCUAGAUCCGCACUGCUACUCUGAGACACAGUGAAUAUGGACCCAGCACCCUCCAGUGGCUCUAUAACCACUAGCUCCACCCAGGGGUGUGGUCACGGAAGCCUCCAGUGGCUCUAUAACCACUAGCUCCACCCAGGGGUGUGGUCACGGAAGCCUCCAGUGGCUCUAUAAUCACUAGCUCCACCCAGGGGUGUGGUCACAGAAGCCUCCAGUGGCUCUAUAACCACUAGCUCCACCCAGGGGUGUGGUCACAGAAGCCUCCAGUGGCUCUAUAACCACUAGCUCCACCCAGGGGUGUGGUCACAGAAGCCUCCAGUGGCUCUAUAACAACUAGCUCCACCCAGGGGUGUGGUCACGGAAGCCUCCAAUGGCUCUAUAACCACUAGCUCCACCCAGGGGUGUGGUCACGGAAGCCUCCAGUGGCUCUAUAACCACUAGCUCCACCCAGGGGUGUGGUCACGGAAGCCUCCAGUGGCUCUAUAAUCACUAGCUCCAUCCAGGGGUGUGGUCACAGAAGCCUCCAGUGGCUCUAUAACCACUAGCUCCACCCAGGGGUGUGGUCACAGAAGCCUCCAGUGGCUCUAUAACCACUAGCUCCACCCAGGGGUGUGGUCACAGAAGCCUCCAGUGGCUCUAUAACAACUAGCUCCACCCAGGGGUGUGGUCACGGAAGCCUCCAAUGGCUCUAUAACCACUAGCUCCACCCAGGGGUGUGGUCACGGAAGCCUCCAGUGGCUCUAUAACCACAAGCUCCACCCAGGGGUGUGGUCACAGAAGCAUCCAGAGGCUCUAUAACCACUAGCUCCACCCAGGGGUGUGGUCACAGAACCCUUCAGUGGCUCUAUAACCACUUGCUCCACCCAGGGGUGUAGUCACAGAACCCUCCAGUGGCUCUAUAACCACUAGCUCCACCCAGGGGUGUGGUCACAGAACCCUCCAGUGGCUCUAUAACCACUAGCUCCACCCAGGGGUGUGGUCACGGAAGCCUCCAGUGGCUCUAUAACCACUAGCUCCACCCAGGGGUGUGGUCACAGAAGCCUCCAGAGGCUCUAUAACCACUAGCUCCACCCAGGGGUGUGGUCACAGAACCCUUCAGUGGCUCUAUAACCACUUGCUCCACCCAGGGGUGUAGUCACAGAACCCUCCAGUGGCUCUAUAACCACUAGCUCCACCCAGGGGUGUGGUCACAGAACCCUCCAGUGGCUCUAUAACCACUAGCUCCACCCAGGGGUGUGGUCACAGAACCCUUCAGUGGCUCUAUAACCACUUGCUCCACCCAGGGGUGUAGUCACAGAACCCUCCAGUGGCUCUAUAACCACUAGCUCCACCCAGGGGUGUGGUCACAGAACCCUCCAGUGGCUCUAUAACCACUAGCUCCACCCAGGGGUGUGGUCACAGAUGACUGGUGAGCCAGAGUGGCUCUUAUUUGUUUUCACCUAUGUGACUAUAACUAUGCAGAGGCUUUAAUCAGCCUUUCAUCACAGCAUUGUAAUCAGUGUCUGAAUAGUCUCUUUCAUAUUUUACCACAUGAACAAAGAAAGGAUCGUGAGAAUGGUCUUUGAAGGAUAAGAGUCCAUUGAACUAAUAUAUGUAAAACAUUUAUUUUUAAUUAUAAUCAUUAAAAAUGUGUAAGACAGGAAUGGACAUGAUUUAGCUGGACAGCUACAUUAUACUGAUCUACCAGAGAUUUUCCUCUUAAAUCAUUGUUUUAAUUUAAGCUGCACAGGUCUUCUAUUGGGCUGUUAUUCAUUUGGGGUUGAACUGUAAGUCCUGUGGUGUGUCGAUUUAACUCUGUGUACUGAUUUACUGUGCUAAGAGAGUGCAUGACUCUGUGUACUGAUUUACUGUGCUAACAGAGUGCAUGACUCUGUGUACUGAUUUACUGUGCUAACAGAGUGCAUGACUGUGUACUGAUUUACUGUGCUAACAGAGUGCAUGACUCUGUGUACUGAUUUACUGUGCUAACAGAGUGCAUAACUCUGUGUACUGAUUUACUGUGCUAAGAGUGCAUGACUGUGUACUGAUUUACUGUGCUAACAGAGUGCAUGACUGUGUACUGAUUUACUGUGCUAAGAGUGCAUGACUCUGUGUACUGAUUUACUGUGCUAACAGAGUGCAUGACUCUGUGCACUGAUUUACUGUGCUAACAGAGUGCAUAACUCUGUGUACUGAUUUACUGUGCUAAGAGUGCAUGACUGUGUACUGAUUUACUGUGCUAACAGAGUGCAUGACUCUGUGCACUGAUUUACUGUGCUAACAGAGUGCAUGACUGUGUACUGAUUUACCGUGCUAACAAGUGCAUGACUCUGUGUACUGAUUUACCGUGCUAACAGAGUGCAUGACUGUGUACUGAUUUACUGUGCUAACAGAGUGCAUCCUACUGCCUGAUAUGCAGCGUGUUCACAAUGGGCACAGCACUCACUGAUUCUGGGUUCUCUGAGGAUAAUAAAAGGUGUUUAAAACAAA
Messenger RNA from Oncorhynchus masou masou (cherry salmon), 9733 nucleotides. RefSeq names its product intersectin-2-like. Gene Ontology annotation, molecular function: protein binding; calcium ion binding; guanyl-nucleotide exchange factor activity. The record is from RefSeq and is a predicted model, not a curated record. Gene Ontology annotation, biological process: positive regulation of Rho protein signal transduction; intracellular signal transduction. The coding region runs from base 473 to 6130 and encodes 1885 amino acids. Lineage: Eukaryota; Metazoa; Chordata; Actinopteri; Salmoniformes; Salmonidae. The transcript is spliced from 39 exons.